This is a messenger RNA of Dunckerocampus dactyliophorus (ringed pipefish), 7132 nucleotides long. RefSeq names its product WD repeat domain 6 (gene wdr6). Gene Ontology annotation, molecular function: protein binding. The transcript is spliced from 9 exons. The record is from RefSeq and is a predicted model, not a curated record. Lineage: Eukaryota; Metazoa; Chordata; Actinopteri; Syngnathiformes; Syngnathidae. Gene Ontology annotation, biological process: tRNA methylation. Gene Ontology annotation, cellular component: cytoplasm. Bases 3251 to 6967 code for a protein of 1238 amino acids.
CCCACAAAACGCUCUGCGUUAUAUUUUUCUCCGGCUGUAUCCCUGCGCACUGUCGCCUGUGCAUUCAUAUGUAUGGGAUGAAGACGCUCGCAUCUUCUUCUGCUGUGGAACACAUACGUAAACAAGAUGGCUGCGGUGCUCUGUUGAGGAAGAAGAGUGGCAUUACCACGAGCGUCUUCAUCACAUACACGUGAAUGUACAGGCGACUGCCCAGGGAUACGGCAGGAGACAAAUAUAAGUGUUUUGUGAGGUUAGAUUUUUUUGGAUGAGGCAUUUUUGUGAUGCAAAGGUAUUACUCUUUUGAACGUAUAUUGUUUUGAGAAGCUCUUUACUUAAAUGGCCUCAGCAACUAAGCGGAACUAUGUUCCUCAUCAUGGAUCUCUGACCAGAACUGGACUCACAGGACCAAUUUGGGGGCUCCUGCUCCCAUGCCAGCACCUUCAUCCUGCUCUCCCACUCCAGCAGCCUCAUCUGCUGCUGCUGCUGCUCCAGGACUUCUGCCCUCUGCUGGUUCUCCAGUGGAUCACGCGCUGCAUCUUGUGACCUGCUGCCUGCUAAUGGGACCAGACGCUGGCUGUGGAAGCUGGAGGUGCCUGGGAAAGGAGAUGAGACUGAAGUCUACCUGCUGCGGUGAAAUAGGUGGAAGCAAAGGACGCAUCCUGCAGCUCGGCAUUCAGGGAAGUUCUGGAGUUUGAUUUGGGGCUGUGGUGCAUUUCGGCCCAGUCAUUCCCUGCUACCCUGUCCAAGUCGUGAUGCUGCAGGGAGAUGGCUACGUGCUCCUUGCUGUCUUCAGUCUGGGGAUGACACUGACAUCUUAGUUGUCUUCUACAGCAACAUGUAUCAUCCUCAAGUUUCCUGCUUGACAGUAGAAGAAGAAGAAGAAGAAACAAACAGGGAGGAACUGCAGGUCAAAUGUGUUUGAAGGGUAUAGCGCUCCUCCUGGUGGUCAAAGCAGUAAUGGCACACUAUAGUCUCUCACAAAACACUAUGAAACAGCUAAGAAAUAUUAUAAAAAUUAGGGCUGUCAAAAAUUGUGCGUUAACGGCGGUAACCAAUUGAUUUAAUUAUGUUAAACUGUUUAGCGUAAUUAACGCAUACGCAUCACGGCAAGCCACCGCUCUCUGUUAUGAUGACAGACGGCGGCACACUGUGUACAUCCUCACAGAGUCACACAGUGUCUGACGCUCUUUUAGAACUUUAUUCUGACCUGAACACAUCAACAGCAGUGCAAUUCCAACGCCAUAUAUGUAUCUCCAACUCCAAAGUCCAUUCGUCACUGCACUUCAUUGUCACUAGACAGCCCACGAAAUGCAUUCAUGGACACUCCGAACAUAACAACAUCUUUAUUAUGAGUGUAUGUGUGGUGUAAAUAAACAGAAAUGUAAAGAAAAACAAUAAGUGGACAUUCUUAUCACUCACUUUGUAACUCUUAAUGCGGAAGUACAAUUUGCUGCAUUUAAGUAUGCUCGGAAAUUCACUCAAAACAUGAAUUAAACUUAACGGACGUGGUGUCUUUGAACGCAACUCUUCAUUGCUAAUAAUAACAGUUAAAUUCUGAUUGAGAUAUUCUGCUAUUAAAAGGGCCCAGUGUUAGACAUGUGUGCCAUCUCUUAAGUUGAUUUAAAUUUUCAGUUAAUUUGGCGCUAAUAUAUACAAAUAUAUAUAAUUUUGCCCUGUCAUUUAUCUUUUGUUCAACCAAAUACAAAAAAAGGGCAUAUUUCAGACAUAGUGUGACACGGAGAUUAAUCAUGAUGAAUUAAUUUGCAUUCGAUUAAUCUGAUUAAAAAUUGUAAUCAUGUAAUAAAAAUUGAAUAUAAAUUUGUUGUAAACUAUCAAAAUGCCAACUUUAUUCAAUUUAAUAUUAUUCCUUACUUAAGUAUAUUAUUUGUUAAUUGUUGACUACUACAAAAACGCCUCUAAUUAUAUUUGACUUUGAUUUGAUCCUUUUUAGAUUUUUUUUUUCCUGAAGUCGACAUUUUCAGCAUAAAUUUGCUGAACUCUAAAAGAUGCACAAAAAUACAUUGUCUUUUCCAUCUGUGUAGUACUGCUUAACAGUACUUAUUUUUUUUACUUGUAUGAGUGUUAAGGACUUAAAAUGGGACUUUAAACAUUGCCUUUGCAGUUAAUAAAGAUGUGGUGAUAAUGUGACACUGCAAUUCAGACAUGUUAAUGGUUUCAGUGGGUGAAAGAUGCUUCCAUAUGACAACAUCCAGUCUUGUUGACACGUACCCAAAAUAAUAAGGGCUACACAUGGCCUCAUUGUAUGAAACAGAAGGAACACUGUAGCACGUGCACAAUGUUGAUGGUGCUGAUUAGUGAUGUGUUACAUUUGAAGUAGCUCAUCUACCUUCUACGAGCUUGCGCACCGCGGCUUUGUGGCCAGCUCCUCCUGCGUGGCUGGUGAGGGCAGCCUCGCCCAUGGUCUGAAGUUUAAUGGAUUUACAACAGGCCUUGCAUCGGGCGAAGUGAAUGUCCUGGGUGUCCUUAAGGAGCCACUCUUUGUAGAUGUCCUUGGAGAGCCAGGACUCUUGAAACUUGCACUUCCCAGGCAUCGCCAGAAGCUCAAGUUAGCUGUGGACGGCUAGUCCAAGCAGCUUCACGUCAGACGAUCACGGUGCAUUCGUGUCCACUCGGAAGAUGUGGCGAGCAGCUGUUUUUAUGCUAUGCUAUGUUUACAAUUACGACUCGACAGUUUGUCUGUACGGUUCCGUUAAAAACGGAGAGUCUUACAUUGAUUUGUUAUUGAUAACGUUGAACCAACAAUAUCCUACAAUGCUAACACGAAACAUUUGGAAUCGUACAAUAGCCUAGUCUACAACCAAAUAUACGUAAAUGCAACUCCGCUAAAAUGUAACACGUGACUUAUUUUGUCCAAUAGAAAUGCGGUCAGAAUAUUUUCGACCAUUCAGUAACUAGGAAGCCACCAAAUAAGUCUGAUUGGUCAAAAGACCGGAAGCCGGAUACGGCUCACAUGGUUGUUUUAAUGGACAUUUGUAAAUAGACAAUUUUCAACCGUCGUUGUGCAUCUUGUUACUCGCAAGGCACUAAAUGGGUAAGAUACAAACAGCAGUAUCUUAUGUCGACGCAAGGGCGUCAAUUAUAUUCUUAUUAUAAAAUGAUCAUUUACUAGUUGUACAUAGCAAACACCUCACCGGUGUACUUUGCUUUAUUUCAGCAUUGACCAUGUUUACACGAUAUAAUGUACGUUACAAUGUCAUAAUGCCUUGUCUGUCAGGCUUCAAUCACUGAGAUGAUGGAGACAGCAGCUUUAGUAGCGCCUGUCACUGCGCUGGAGUUCUUUCAGGAUGCAUUUCUACUGACUGGUGAGGGUCCGGUGUUGACCGCGUACAGUCUUCAGCCUAAACCUAAAGCAUGUACCUCAAUGGCUGUGCUCCAACACUACCGCAUCCACGGGAUUAGACCAAAAAUAUUGUCAAUGUCGCCAAGUUCUGACACGGAAACCAAAGGGCUGAUGUCGACUGACCUCGCUGUAUUUGGUGGGAAAGCAAUCCGACUGCUAAGGCUCCACUUCGAUGUCUCUGGUGCGCAGCAUCCACGCUUAGAGAUACUGGGGCCCCUUGUGGAACUACAAGACUGGGCCCUGGAUGUCCGUUGGCUAUGUGAAGACACACAGCCUAUCCUGUGUGUGGCUGUAGCCCAUAACGCUGCUCUUCUUCUGGACAUGAACACGGGAAGUGCCCUGGCUCAGCGCUCCUGUCUGGAAGGCUGUCUGCUGUACUCUGCCCUGCUUGUGGUGCAUAAAUGUUGGGAUGAUACCAUUCUGGUAGGAGGGACUGUUUUCAACCAACUGGUUCUCUGGAAGCCUGGAGGUAAACAAAGUGAGCACAAAGGUCCAGUUGAAAGACGUCUGCUGGGGCACACUGGCGUGAUCUUCAGCAUCUUUUACCUCCAGGAGAAAGGAUGGCUGGCCUCAGCCUCUGAUGAUCGUAGUGUGAGAGUAUGGGCUGUCGGUGCUUUAGGGGGGCCUGGGGGCAGCUGUGGCCACUUGAAUCCAACCUGUUUACAAGUCCUUUUUGGACACCAAGCAAGGGUAUUUUCUGUGCGUCUCUCCACAAGGAGAGUGUUUAGCGCUGGGGAAGAUGGAGCCUGCUUAGUGUGGGACUUGGCUGGAGGUGGGACAGUGGUUCGCACCUUGAAGGGACACAGAGCGGGCGGGAUUCGGGCGCUGGCAGUCACAAAAAAAAGGGUGGCGACUGGGGGAGCGGAUGGAGGGGUUAGGUUGUGGCAGGUUGAGGAGAAUGAAGAUGAAGAAACACUGGAAGCAGAGAAGAUUACUGAUCUGGAAUUUUCCGGUGACGGUGCGCCUAAAGUGGUUUGUCUUCUAGAGGAUGAGGAUGAUGAUAGAACCAAGUGGAGUAAGUGUAAGAUUGCGGUUUGUACGGACCAAGGAAUUGUUUACCAGUAUGACAAUGGUGACUGGGAGUUACUAUGGCGAGGAACUCCUGAGUUUCAGUCCUACUGUGUGAUGGAGACGGUGGCUGUUAGAGUGAAAGCUUCAAGAAGAAGAGUUAAUUUAUGUGCUGUUGGGAGCCUCGGUGGAGCGUUGAAGGUCUUUUCAAUCUCUCAACCUCAGAAUGGCAUUUUCCUCCAAGUGGGAUCAGGCAAGAUCUACAGUCUUAUAUGGCAAACUGGUGGUAAAGAUCUAUAUUUGCUAGCGUCCAGUGCGGAGGGUCACGUCCAUCGCUGGUGCAUUGAUGUCACAUUAAACCCAAAUGAUGAUGGUUGUUCAUUGGGCAUCGAGGUGAAUCGCCUCCCUUCAUUUGUGCUACCGCCAUGUGCCAAACGGUGGCUGACGGCUGCAGUGCGACUCCCCUCUGAGGCAGAGGGGGUACUGUGGGUGUGUGGAGACAGAAGGGGGUCCUUGCUUUUGUUUCAGGACAGAAAAACAGAUGAGAUUAGCGAAGGAUUGACGCCGUUAAGCUGCCUGUUUGGUGUUCAUGGUAAACAGGGGGUAACGUCAGUGUGUGAAUAUGAUGGACUUCUAUACAGUACUGGGAGGGAUGGCUGUGUGCGUGUUUUUAGAGUGCAUCAAGCACCACAAGAAUCACUUGAGGGGAGUAGAAAAGACAGCCUUCAGCUGGAGGUUCUGAGGGUCCAACGGGCCUGCAAAGGUAUGGAGUGGUUAGAGAAGGUUUUGAUAAUGAAACCUACAAAUUCUGAGGAAGAUAACGACAUUAUAAAUGAAAGUGAAAGCCAAGAUAGGACACAAGGACACGGAGACGAUGACAAAAAGUUCAAGAUGGAGAAUAAGGGCAGGGAAGCACGCUUUGUCAUCUUCGGCUUCCACGCCUUCCACUUUGUGGUUUGGGACCCGGUGAGACAAGAGAGGCUGCUAGUGGUGCCUUGCGGCGGUGGACAUCGCUCUUGGAGUGUCUGGCCACCGCACAAACAGAUCUGGCCCGGAUACGGUGCUUUGGUCUUCAUCAAGCAGGGCACCGUCCUGGCUUCAGAGCCUCCAGGAGAGCUGCCAAGGUGGUCCGGCAGUGUCACAGCGAGGAAUGAAGGAUGGAGCCUGAGAGAGGGCAUCCAUGGAAGGGGGAUUGGGUGUGUUUGCAGGCUGGGGAGCGUAAAGGAGUGGGAGAUAAUAGUGACAGGCGGUGAGGACACAAGCUUAACCGUCCUGGCCGUGCACCCCAACUCUGGCAGCGUCAAAGUCCUCUCCAUUAUCACAGACCACAUCUCAAGCGUCCGCACCAUGGCGGUGCUGACUCGUCAGGAGAGUGGCACCCAGUCACAAUCCUUCUCUGCGCUGUUGGUAUCAGCCAGCGGACGGGCUCAAAUGCAAUGCUACCGGCUAUAUGUCGUUUGGGACGAGCAGAGACUGGCGCCGUCCUGCCAGGUGGUGCAGGUGGCAGGUCACCGAUUGGACGAGCACUGGGAGAGGAGGCGGAACAGACACAAGAUGGUGAAAAUGGACCCAGAAACAAGAUACAUGUCUAUGGCAGUGUUGGACCAAAACCAACACAGUGCUCUUGUGGUUCUUGCGUGCAGUGAUGGGGCUGUCAGAUUGUUCUCAGUCAGUGAAAGCAAGCAUCAAAUAGAUUUGUUGUGGGAGACAUUUCACCACCAGCGGUGCGUUCUCAGCGUCGCCACCUGUAGUCUGGAGGAUGGAAAAGGGAACAGGUAUCUGCUGCUGUUCAGUGCAGCAACAGAUGGUCAAAUAGCAGUGUGGGACCUGACCCAAACAACCUGGCUCUCAUCCCUUGGCUCUCCAAGUGCGUCUGCAACUCCACCAACCCCCUGCCUCAUUAUUGCCGCCCACCAAAGCGGUGUCAACUCAUUGGCCGUUUGGGCUGACACACACCAAGAUGGCAGUUGCCUGGUAAGGGUUUCCAGUGGAGGGGAUGAUGGGCAGCUGACGGCAUCCAUCAUCAGGGUGCAGUACCCUCAGGAGGAUGGCAGGACAGGGGACUUUACUGCUCUUUGUCUUCAUCUCCUCUCCCAGUGGAAUGUCCCUCUGGCCCACGCUGCCCCUCUGACCUCCCUGAAGCGCCUAAAAUCUGACCUGAUAGUCACGGCCUCCUGCGAUCAGAGGGUUUGUCUGUGGAAGCUUUGCAGUACGGGCAUCAGCUGCAGAGGGGUGCUGUGCUCCCAUGUUGCUGAUGCUGCAGGGCUGGCAGCAUGGGAGAAGCAGGUGAUGCUGGAGGAUGAUGGAAAAAGGAAUCCAACUUCUGAGGUCAAUUGUGGACGAAUGGAGAGUCAGACGUGCUUGGAAGGAGCUAAACUGGGGAAGACGGGGGGGUGGGGUGGGAAGGACCAGGAAGUAACUGAUGAAGCAAUCAGGAAGACAGAGAAUUUGAAGAUGGAAGAGGAGAACACUGAAAUUGCUUCCUGUGAGAAAAAGAAAGCGAGAGUAGAGAAGACGGGGUGGGUGCUGGUCUGCGGUCAAGGCUUCCAGCUGCUUCAAGUUACAAAUAAACACGGUGAUGAAGACGAGACAAACUAAAGGAGGAAAAGCAAGAAGAACACAGCUUUACAUUAAGUUAACAGAAGUGGAGCAAAAAGUGGCUUUUACAAUCACGUCCCAAUUGGUCAUCUAUAAAUUCAUUGUAUAUAUUUUACAUUUGUGCAUUUUGUUGUAUUAUUUUUUUAAUAAAGUUAAUUUAUUCUA